This is a messenger RNA of Ophidiomyces ophidiicola, 174 nucleotides long. RefSeq lists its product as uncharacterized. Bases 1 to 174 code for a protein of 57 amino acids. The transcript is spliced from 2 exons. Lineage: Eukaryota; Fungi; Ascomycota; Eurotiomycetes; Onygenales; Onygenaceae. The record is from RefSeq and is a predicted model, not a curated record.
AUGUCCAAGGUCGAUGAUAAAGCGAUAGUAGCACCUGUCGACGACGACGACGAUGAGCCUGAUGACUGGGACAAGCGGAUCUUCAGCACUGGAUGUGCAGGUAAGGAGCCAGCCGGGUCCACGGCAAGGGUGUGCUUCAGUACACAGACAUUUAACAGGCAGAUUGAUAGCUGA